This is a messenger RNA of Vitrella brassicaformis, 3615 nucleotides long. The record is from the annotation of a GenBank genome assembly. Lineage: Eukaryota; Vitrellaceae.
AAUGCAUUCAAUGGGUGAGACAGCGAGUGGAAGAUCAGUAUGCAGUGGUCAGGUCAGUCUGUCAGUCGCGCAGCGCCAGCUCCCUGAGCCGCCUCGCUUAAGCUUUACGACACCGUCGGCACGCGAGAUCGAUAAGCCACCCUCCUGGGCCAUCAUCACAACACACCCAGACAGACAGACAGGCAGACAGACAGACACCCUCGAUGAGCGCACAUGAAGUAUACACCGUUCUGGAUGGGCCAGAUUUGCUUCAACGCACAUCAAGUCCGUCACACAAAAGUCCCUCAAGCUCACAGAUCUACAGUGUCAUCAGCUCCUCGGUCCUCAGUCAGAUCAGCUCAUGAUGGCUACCCUGGGUCGUCAGCCACACCGGCUGGCGACUGCCGUGGUGUACUGCACUGCCAGCACCUUGAUCAACAGGCGCGACAGCCACCCACGCGACGCCGGCACUGGCGGAAUGCCCCUGCACACCACACACAAGGCGCAGGUCGGUGUUUGGUCACUCUGGCCGUCGGCCGACUCACCUGUAUCGCUCGUCGAUGAAGCGCACCAUACUCACACAGCUCGUCCCUCUCUCGGUGGCCGCCAGGUGUUCCGGGACGACGUCAUGGCCCUCGACGGUGUGCUCGAGCUGCACCAACACAAGAGAGAGCCAUCACGUGUGCUUGACGUGUCUCAAUGACCCGAUGGAUCUGACCCGCCCCGCCCCGGCUGACGCACCUCGGAGGGAAGCCCGAGCUUUUCGCUAACACACGCCACCAACUCACGGACCACCUGCAGAGCCAAACACACACACACACACACACACACACAUGGAUGGACGCAUUGACCUCUGCUCAGGGACUCACCUGCAGAAAGGGCUGGUAGGCGCCCGGGACGACGUUGAAUGCGAGAGGCAGCCCGCGCAGCGUGGCUGUUCGGUGGGAAUGGACGGGCAGUCUGAGUGUGGCCGCCCACACCCGAGCUGCGCCGCCAUCCGCACCGACAGUGUCCACAACCGCCGGUCGCAUCUCCAACACACCCCUGACAGACAUGGCCCACCACCACCAUCCGCCGGCCCAUCCAGCUAUCCGGUGUGUCUGUGUUGUGUGAUCACCACUGUUUGGUUUGCUCGUGCAUCAGCGGGACAAUGAGAAGGGGCGGUGAAUCGCUCUCCUGCGAUGCUGACGCGCUCAACGGCCCACCGGCAGAGUCCCACUGUGCCAAAGUCGACACCUGAAGUCACAUGGAUGUGUGUGUGGAUGAACCUUAAGAUGCGCUGAGGGGCUUACGAUCUCAUCGACGAUGCGCUGUUUGUCCCGAAGGUCCCACUCCAUUACCAGCCCCUCCCUUGUUUCGCUCUCGUGCACACCCCAAUCCACCAGGGCCGUGUCGAGGAUCCUCUUCUUGCUGCCGACCGACGGCGGCUCUUGAGAGACUGCACCUUCCAGACCAACGCCUCUUGCGUAAUGGUCUUGCGUGAUGGUGGCGUCGGGGAGUGCGCUGGGGCUGCGGGCGAUGAGGUGCAGCAGACGGUCCACCACCUGCAGAAAACGCAGACAUCAUCACCGAGUGUGUGAUGUGGUGUCUGCUGAUCGACUGGCCCUUACCUGUUUGUCCGCGAUGUCGUUGAGUAUGUUCUCGAUGUCGUGCCUCGUUGCGGCAUCGACAGACUGCACGCAUCUGCAGCAACGGCCAGCCAACCAAUCAGUCAGCAACCAUCCACCUGUUCUGUUCUGUUUUGUCGUGGCGCUCUCCCUCACCUCUGCACCUGUGCGAGCCGCUUUUCCACUGCCCCAUCGGUCAGCAGCCGGCUGUCCAGGGCAUACCGCUCGCAGAUGUCACCAUCGCCCUCCCCCCCCUCCCCUCUCAGCCCAUCGACCAGUUGAUGGACCUCCUCUGACGUCACCUUGAUGAACCAGCCAUCAUCCCCGUCGUCCACCGCCAUUGGCGCCGGCCCAUCGCCAUCGGCCCCUGCUGGCGCUGCUGCUGCCGCUGCAGCUGCUGGCUGGCUCUCCUCCUCCCGCUUCUCUUCCUCCUUCUCUGUCUUGGUCUGUCGCCUCGGCUGGGAGGCCUCCCGCGGUGUCUUGCGCCGCCGCUUGGGGCCAUACGCUGACGGCGAUGGGCUCGAUAGGUCCCCAUCGCCACCUCUGAGGUUCUCGUCGCCUUCCCCUCGCACGGGAGUGGAUGGCCUGCUGCCGAAGGGUCGCUUGAUUCGGCUCAUGAUGGACGAGAUGAUGCCGGGGCUCUUGCCAGCUGUUGCCGGAGGACCGGCAGGCUCCUGCUGACCAUCCUGAUCGUCUCCUUGCUCCACUGGCGCCAUGUCUUCAUCCUCGGCUGCCGCAGCAGCGGCAGCAUGAGGCUGAGGGUGCUCUUGUGCUUUGAUGGCUGCUUGUGGCGGGAGCUCCUCUGUCUGGGCAGUGGUGCCACGGGUGUCUGCAGACAGACAAGGAUACGCACGUGGGCCGAUGAGGAUCGAUCGACAAUCCGCCCCUUUCCCUCCUUUGCGUACCCGUCCGAGGCGGAGUGGGCCAUGGCGUAGGGCGGCUUCCCACCGUGACUUGCGUGGACACACCGCUGCGCAGUGCCAUCCUGGUCACGGCCUCCACAGCCUGCUGCAGCGAGCGGUCGACCCGCUCAAAGUCCGCAUCAACGGGCAGCUGCUGCCCCACCCACGACGCGUCGUCCCACUCGGCCACGAAGCGAUGCGCGUCGGCAUCCCACCUCACACGCCCUCGACGAGUGGUGAAGCGAAAUGAGCAGCGGCCGAGGAGGAGAUUGGCCUUCUUUGUGACAUCAUCUCCGACUGUGGGGAAGGUGCCCUGACCCCAGUGGCUCCGUGCUGCACCCUCACUCGAAGCUGGACGUCCAGCGUCCUCCUCGCCACCGAUGCAUUGCUGGUAGUCUCUGUCCUCGCGGAAGAUCUCCACCGCCCGCCCCCUGUGGAUCUCUGUGACAGCUGAGCGUGGGGGCGGCUCGGCGUAUCCCGGGAUGGGCCCGGUGUCGGGAGGGGGCGGGAAGGCGCUGUGGCUGAGAGGGAAGGUCCGCCCUUCGUGUGUGUACUGGGUGUGCUGGUCUCUCUUGGCCUCGGGGGCGGGGUCUGUGGCGGUGUCGACUGAUGGGGGUGGAGGGAUGUCGGGGCCGCUCGCCACCGUCGGCCUCUUGUUCUUGUAGUAGUGGACAUACGUCGAGUCCUGAUGCACACACAUACCAGGUGACACACAGACCAGCACAUGACAUGUUGCUGAAUCGAGCGGUUUCAUCGUUCAAUGACACGCACCCUGCUAAUGCGGUCGAGCAGUUGCCUCAUGUAUCUGCCGCCAUCGUCCUUGACCUCCACCGGAAUCUCCACGUUGAUCACACGCCUGCAAUGACAGCCAAGCGCCACAGUCACAUCCUUCGAUGGGCAGCUUUUCCUCUGCUUACGUCACAGUGUGUGGCUCCAUCAUGCUGAUGUCCUGUGAGUGUCCUCGCAGCCGUGCGAUGGCUCCUCUCAGGCAGGCGAUGAAGCACUCGAAGAAGAUGAAGCAAUCUGAGAGAUGCGCACCGAGUUGGCCGAUGAAGCAACCGGAGCGCCCUUUCUCUCUCUCCCCUUCCCUUCCUUUCUCAUUUGCUUGUGUCAGAAGUGCAAGUCGG